Messenger RNA from Colletotrichum phormii, 410 nucleotides. RefSeq lists its product as uncharacterized. The coding region runs from base 98 to 355 and encodes 85 amino acids. The record is from RefSeq and is a predicted model, not a curated record. NCBI's taxonomy places the organism in Eukaryota, Fungi, Ascomycota, Sordariomycetes, Glomerellales, Glomerellaceae. The transcript has a single exon.
GUCUACUACCGCUGCUGUACAAGAAAAAAAGUGCCUAGCCCAUCUAUUCCGUACCGUACGUGUAGAAUAUCUGUAAGGAUGGACCCCCAAAGUCAAAAUGACAAGAUCCGGACUCGGCGGCGCGGCGUUGUCGGUGUUGUACGUCGGGGGCCUUGCAAUGCCAAACUCUCUGCCGCUCGGGGAUGCCCUCGCUCAGGAUCAUCAGAUCGAGGGAGGCCUGCUGCCAUCCGAAACUCAGACAUUGGAAAUUCAAAAUGGUGAGAUGAACAACAAGAAUGGUCUUGCUUUACAAGAGUUACCGCCCGUCCUAAGUGACAUCCAGCAUGACCAGCUUCUCACACCAGAAACCGAGUGAGAGAGCGAAAAAUGGAGCACAAUUGGCCAUAGAACAUAGACGUAACACCAAGAAA